CCUUGCACACGGCACCGGGCUGGCGGGCGUGCACUGGCACGGUGGGCGAGAUGUGGGCUGGCGGCUUCUGGCGCGCUGUGCUCUCCCGGGCUCCCUGCGGCAGUCGCGCGCAGUCAGCGGUGGCUCAGCUGCGCGGCAUCCUGGAGGGGGAGCUGGAAGGCAUCCGCGCCGCCGGCACCUGGAAGAGUGAGCGGAUCAUCACCUCCCGCCAGGGGCCGUACAUCCAUGUGGAUGGCGUCUCCGGAGGGAUCCUGAACUUCUGUGCCAACAACUACCUGGGCCUGAGCAGCCACCCCGAGGUGAUCCAGGCUGGUCUGCAGGCUAUGGAGGAGUUCGGAGCUGGCCUGAGCUCAGUCCGCUUCAUCUGUGGGACCCAGAGCAUCCACAAGAAUCUAGAAGCCAAGAUAGCCCGCUUCCACCAGCGGGAGGACGCCAUCCUCUAUCCCAGCUGUUUUGAUGCCAACGCUGGCCUCUUUGAGGCUCUGCUGACCCCCGAGGAUGCCGUCCUGUCAGACGAGCUGAACCACGCCUCCAUCAUUGACGGCAUCCGGCUGUGCAGGGCCCACAAGUACCGAUACUGUCACCUGGACAUGGCGGACUUGGAAGCCAAGCUGCAGGAGGCCCAGAAACAUCGGCUGCGCCUAGUGGCCACCGAUGGAGCCUUUUCCAUGGAUGGGGACAUCGCCCCCCUGCAGGAGAUCUGCCGCCUCGCCUCUCAGUAUGGUGCUCUGGUCUUUGUGGACGAAAGCCACGCCACCGGCUUCCUGGGGCCCACAGGACGGGGCACAGACGAGCUGCUGGGCGUGAUGGACCAGGUCACCAUCAUCAACUCCACCCUGGGGAAGGCACUGGGCGGAGCAUCAGGGGGCUACACGACAGGACCUGGGCCUCUGGUGUCCCUGCUACGGCAGCGGUCCCGGCCCUACCUCUUCUCCAACAGUCUCCCGCCUGCUGUCGUGGGCUGUGCCUCCAAGGUCCUGGACCUGCUCAUGGGGAGUAGCACCAUUGUCCAGUCCAUGGCUGCCAAGACCCAGCGGUUCCGCACUAAAAUGGAGGCUGCUGGCUUUACCAUCUCGGGAGCCAGUCACCCCAUCUGCCCUGUAAUGCUGGGUGACGCCCAGCUGGCCUCUCGCAUGGCAGAUGACAUGCUGAAGCGAGGCAUCUUUGUCAUCGGAUUCAGCUACCCUGUGGUUCCCAAGGGCAAGGCCCGGAUCCGGGUCCAGAUCUCAGCAGUGCACAGCGAGGAGGACAUUGACCGCUGUGUGGAGGCCUUCGUGGAGGUGGGGUGGUCCCAUGGGGCACUGCCCUGAGCUCUGGACGGACGAGCAGAGCCAAGAUCCCCCAUGGCCACAGCAAAACGGGGCCUUUGAUCAGGCCAGAGGCCCUAACCCCUGACCCAAGGCCCGGGCCUGUGCCACAAGGGUGUGAAACAAGAGCGUGAGAAGUGG
Messenger RNA from Sciurus carolinensis (gray squirrel), 1448 nucleotides. It is a transcript of the gene Gcat, whose product is annotated as glycine C-acetyltransferase. The coding region runs from base 51 to 1310 and encodes 419 amino acids. Lineage: Eukaryota; Metazoa; Chordata; Mammalia; Rodentia; Sciuridae. The transcript has 9 exons. The record is from RefSeq and is a predicted model, not a curated record. Gene Ontology annotation, molecular function: pyridoxal phosphate binding; glycine C-acetyltransferase activity. Gene Ontology annotation, biological process: L-threonine catabolic process; biosynthetic process.